AUGUCGGCCUAUGAGAGCUUGUGGCUUUGUUUUUGCAGACCAAAGAAGAAAGCUCGCAGUGCACCAGCACCAGGCUCGUUCCGGCACGCGCUGACGGUGUUCUCUUGCCCCAUGUUCUACCUGGUCGCCUACUCGUACAUCGCGUUCAUCUUCGCCUUCGAGUGUUACAUCUCGCUUCUGGUGGACUUCGCUACGGACAAGGGCAUCAGCUUUUCUCGAGCCAUCACCAUGCUCUCCAUAAGCUCGGUUGCAGACUUGGUGGGCCGUCUCACGCUGCCUCUGGCAGCAGAUAGGGGCUACAUCGGUCGCCAGACGCUACUGACUGUCUCGUUCCUGUGCCUCGGGUCGCUGUUCGUGCUGCUUCCCAUGGCCUCGAGCUACGUCACCGUGUUUGCCUUCGCCACGGCGAUCGCCUUCUGCAUCGGCGUUGCAAUUUGCUUGUUCUCGGUGCUACUGGCGGAAUACGUGGGCAUCGAACGUGUCUCCAUGGCCUACGGCAUGGUGUCCGGAUUCUCCGGUGUCACGUCACUGUUCAAGCCGUUGAUAAUCGGUUAUUUCAGGGACGUCGUCGGAGCCUAUGACAAGCUCUUCAUAAUCUGCGGAUCUGCAGUCAUCCUGGGGGGUUUGAUUUGGAUCGCAGUUCGCCUAGUAGAGACGACCAAGCGGUCCAGGCGAUGGAAUCUCGGCGAUUGCGAGAGGAAGAUCAGUGUACAAGCGCCAUCCGUUCUACCGAAGUAUAUCUGCAAUGCAACAGAACUCCCCGCUGCGUACUCUCUGUGACAAGCUUUACUUCCCCAGUGUAUGCAGUGCAGCAGUGUGACUUCACUCUGGCGUACACGGGACACAGUGUGCAUUUUGUGCCUCCCGAGGAGCUUCGUGUGACGGCUCUGUCCUCUUGAAAGCCGUCAGAACUCUGGAUUGAACACAAGUUCCAGCCACCAUGCUCAUUAUACGUCAUUUUUAAGAGAUAGCUCUCUGUGGUUCUUCCCGUAUUCUUGCGAUCUGUCAGUUUUUCAUUGCUUGCUGUCAGCUUCGUGAACACUGGAUUUCACUAGGUGUUACUAGGCGCCGAAUGAAAGUAGCACCGGACGGCACCAUAUAACUAUCUUAUGAUGACCAAGUAUGGUGCACCUUUGUUAUACGCUAGGAAAAAUUAUUUCCUGCAUAAAACCAGAACAUAUAAGGUCAGCUCACAGGCAUUUCCAAAGCAUAGCCAUUGGUUAAUAGCGUGGUGAAUUAUAUUUAAGAGACUCUUCGCGUUACUCGUUUUUUUAUUUAGCCAUUCAGUAACUGCUUUUUGCGUGUUAGCGUGUUCUUUGCCAAUUUUCGUGACUGAGCAAGUCCCACUACUAUUCCGACAUAAAACUCAUCAAAAUUAACCAAACCAAACCACUCUUAGUGUUUCAUUACAUAUGCACCACACAUUGUCAGAAUAAAUCAUAGGCAGUUACCAUAAGAAAUACCACGCAACAAAAAAGAAGAAAGAAGGCGUGGCUAUUUAUUUCUGACUAUUGUAAAAAGGAGAAACCAUGUAACUAUUUAAAUAUGUUAUACUUACUUGUAUGUUAUAUGUUUGCAUGUCUCCGUUACUGAUGCAAUGUGCUGAGGGAUGUUUAAAUUGCUAUAGCUUACAAAGAUAUCAAUGCAACGUUGGUUCUACCAGAAUGUUUUACUUACGAUUUCUGUGUAUAGAGUGAACAUGUAAUCACGAAACGAAUUUUGGAAUAUAUGCAGACGCAGACGAACAAAGUAUGUGUGGGAGAGGUGCGUGUGCUCUGGUGGUAGAGCUGUACUUGCCCAAGUUCUCAGGAUAUUACAAAUUUUUUUGUAGAAAAUGUGAUGUGGUCCAUGUUGUAGGAAACCAAGAAUUCUCCGUUUUAGUGUUAGUUCACGCUUACUGCUGUUUGCUUUGGUUGUCACCAUCGAGAAAUAUAAAGCAGCAGUAUGCUAUCAG
Molecule: messenger RNA, 1954 nt
Organism: Dermacentor andersoni
Lineage: Eukaryota; Metazoa; Arthropoda; Arachnida; Ixodida; Ixodidae
Source: RefSeq, a predicted model, not a curated record